AUGUGCAGACUCAACUUCAACCGGCUAUGGUCCUUCAUCACUCCUUUUAUCCUCUGGCAUACGCAGCCUCCUCCCGAUAUGAGUCGCAGAGGCUCCGUGGUCGAUUUGACCACACAAGAACACUCCGAAACCUAUGAAUUGAGUCCCUUCAAUGCCGAAGACGAUGGGCUCAUCCAUUCCUCUCGCGGGGAGCCGACUACCGAAGACGAUGGGCUGAUCCAUGCACCUCGCAGGGAGCCAACUACCGAAGACGAUGGGCUGAUCCAUGCACCUCGCGGGGAGGCGAACUCGCUGUCAACUGAAGGUCCCCAAGACAUAAAUGACCAAAGCUACAUGGGCUACCCACUCUCCAGGGUACAUCAUAUCUCACAGGAGCAUAUCUCACAGGAGAAUCUCUCACAGGAGCGUGAAUCUCAGCGCAACUUGCAAUAUCGCGUGCAGCGACCUCUACUUGAACCGCUACCAAGCUUACCCCAUGGAGUCAAGCGUCGGCAUUCUGAGGAUCACUCUAACUCAUCACCCCCCUCGCCCUCGUCUGCUAUGGCACCUGUCGACUUGACAAAUCCCAAUAUACCACCACUCUCGACAGAGGAUGCCAGCGCCAAUCAGCAAUCACAAAGUGUGGACAAGCCCAAAGGGUUAUUGGCGGCUUACAGAUGCCCUAUCUGCUUGGAGACACCGCAGGAUGCAACAAGCACGGUUUGUGGGCACUUGUUCUGUCGCGACUGCAUUCUCGAGUGUAUCGAUCGCAGUGACGACCGAGCCGAACGAGGCGACUCGAACAGACAAAUUCGGGGUUCGUGCCCUGUGUGCCGAAAGCCUAUUACCAAAAACGAAGUCGCCGGCCCUCGCCGCAGCCUCGUUCCUCUCCAAUUUAUGGUGACGAGCCGGAAAAACCUUGCCGUUCCACCAACUGAGAACUGA
Molecule: messenger RNA, 924 nt
Organism: Penicillium verhagenii
Lineage: Eukaryota; Fungi; Ascomycota; Eurotiomycetes; Eurotiales; Aspergillaceae
Exons: 2
Coding region: 1-924 (307 amino acids)
Molecular function (GO): metal ion binding
Source: RefSeq, a predicted model, not a curated record